Messenger RNA from Ilex paraguariensis (yerba mate), 339 nucleotides. The record is from the annotation of a GenBank genome assembly. NCBI's taxonomy places the organism in Eukaryota, Viridiplantae, Streptophyta, Magnoliopsida, Aquifoliales, Aquifoliaceae.
GAAGGAAACGCUGCAAGAUACAUCACUAGAUCACAAGCUGUUAAAUCCCUUCAAGUCAGUCUAUCACUCUUCAGGAAGUUAUGCAUUCUCAAAGGUAUCUUUCCCCGAGAACCAAAGAAGAAAAUGAAAGGUAAUCACCACACGUAUUAUCACUGGAAAGAUAUUAUGUUCCUUAGACAUGAGCCAUUACUUGAGAAGUUUAGAGAAAUGAGGGCAUAUGAGAAGAAGGUAAAGAAAGCUAUUUCAAAGAAGAAUAGGGAUCUUGCUGAACGUCUAUUGACUCGCAAACCUUCUUACACCCUUGAUAUGCUUAUUCGAGAAAGUAAGGGAUUUGGAUGA